GCGCAUCACUACUCUCUGUCUAAUCUUUGCAUUGCAUUGUUUUGUUUGGUUUUGUUUUCUACUUUUAAAAUAUCAUUCUUUAUAUACGUUAAUAGAAAUUAAUAAUUAAAUAUGACGGGCCACGUUUCAAUUAGAUUAGCGUCCGAAAGAGUUAAUCAUUGCGUUGCUACGAUGAAUGAACCUCCUAGAUUUUAUACUCCUGGUGAGGUUAUAACUGGUAUGCAGGAUUUCAUGCGUGGCCAUGGGACAUACACUGAAGAUGAUUGUCUCAAGGCUUCUGUUGCUGGAGUUAUGGAAAAAGUAAACAAAUUAAUUUGUAUCCGCCCAUUAAAGAGUCGUUAUGUGGGUGAAAUAGGUGAUGUAGUUGUAGGUCGUGUGUUAGAAGUGCAGCAAAGACGAUGGAAGGUUGAAACCAAUUCUCGGCUAGAUUCAGUUCUACAAUUAUCAUCUGUUAAUCUCCCAGGAGGCGAAUUACGUCGUAGAUCAGCAGAAGAUGAACAAAUGAUGAGGAAACAUCUUCAAGAAGGUGAUCUUAUUAGUGCAGAAGUGCAAAGUGUGUUUUCUGAUGGUUCCUUGUCCUUGCACACUAGAAGUCUUAAAUAUGGCAAGCUAACACAAGGCACAUUAGUAAAAGUUUAUCCAUCAUUAAUUAAAAGAAGAAAAAAUCAUUUUCACAAUCUACCAUGUGGGGUGGCAAUUAUCAUAGGCAAUAAUGGCUACAUUUGGAUAAGUCCACAAAAUCAUGAAGGGGUGAUGGAAGAACAAAAGGAUGAUGAUACAGUUGACCAACAGUCUGUGAGCAGGUCUGACAGGGAAACUAUGGCAAGAGUGAAAAAUUGCAUUGCUGCAUUGGUAGCCUCCAAAAUGAUGCUGGACGAUACUAGUAUAAUGUUUGCAUAUGAAGAAAGCUUAAAAUAUGAUUCAGUGAAGGACCUUCUAGACCCUGAAACUAUGCUGGAUAUUUCAUUUUUAACACAACACAGAAUAAACAAUAUCAUGGAAGAAUAAAAUUAAUUAACAUAAAAAUUUUGUGAAAAAUAUUUUAUUAAUUAAUAUUAUCACAUUAUUAUAAAUUAAGUGAGAAGUACAGAAUCAUUAUAAAAAGUAUGAACCAUAAAAAUCACAAUUUUGAUUUUAUACACAUAAAUAUAGUAUAAAGUACAAAGUAGUAUAUCAAAUAUAAAAUUUUUAAAAUCAGUUACAAUAAUAGAACAUUGUUAUUAUAUCUAAAAAUCUAAUUAUAUUACUUUAUUUAA
Galleria mellonella (greater wax moth) is the source of this 1256-nucleotide messenger RNA. RefSeq names its product exosome complex component RRP4 (gene Rrp4). The transcript is spliced from 5 exons. Gene Ontology annotation, biological process: poly(A)-dependent snoRNA 3'-end processing; CUT catabolic process; TRAMP-dependent tRNA surveillance pathway. Bases 112 to 1008 code for a protein of 298 amino acids. NCBI's taxonomy places the organism in Eukaryota, Metazoa, Arthropoda, Insecta, Lepidoptera, Pyralidae. Gene Ontology annotation, molecular function: RNA binding. Gene Ontology annotation, cellular component: nuclear exosome (RNase complex); cytoplasmic exosome (RNase complex). The record is from RefSeq and is a predicted model, not a curated record.